AUGUGCGACCCAGAGGCUGAGCGAUGGACCGAUUCGGAACCACAGUCAAUGAAUUCUAGACAUACUGAUGAUGUGUCGGAAACUUUCAAUCAGUGCAAUACCGCUCCGGUUGGAUCCCCAGAUGAUACACACACCGAGUCGAAAAUGCAAGCUUACGAUACAUUGUCCGCGGAACUAACAGGAUUCGAUCGAUAUUUGUGCAGAUUGCACACCAAUUUGGAUUCACGUUAUCCCAUCCCAUCAUCCGUUGCUUCAGAACUGAGAAAACUACCGCCAUCGGGAUCGACAAAAUCGGCUAUUUUGGCCGCAAAACGUCUGGGACCCAGUUUUAUUCCUUGCAGUUCACAUCGAAUACCUGAAUCAGACCUAAUAAGUAACGAAGCGUUGAUGUUUGCACAGAAACGGGAAAUACCAAUCAGACUAAAAUCCAGAGAUUGGCGUGAGUUGUCAGAUGUCUUGCCUCCUAACACAUUUAAGUGUUCAGUCGAUUUGGAACUCAAAAGGCAGAUAAACUUAGUUAUAUAA
This is a messenger RNA of Echinostoma caproni, 525 nucleotides long. The record is from the annotation of a GenBank genome assembly. NCBI's taxonomy places the organism in Eukaryota, Metazoa, Platyhelminthes, Trematoda, Plagiorchiida, Echinostomatidae.